This is a messenger RNA of Xyrauchen texanus (razorback sucker), 6274 nucleotides long. RefSeq names its product solute carrier organic anion transporter family member 4A1-like. Gene Ontology annotation, biological process: transmembrane transport; sodium-independent organic anion transport. NCBI's taxonomy places the organism in Eukaryota, Metazoa, Chordata, Actinopteri, Cypriniformes, Catostomidae. Gene Ontology annotation, cellular component: membrane. The record is from RefSeq and is a predicted model, not a curated record. The transcript is spliced from 11 exons. Bases 105 to 2219 code for a protein of 704 amino acids. Gene Ontology annotation, molecular function: protein binding.
AUACCUCUGUACACAGAACAUAGAACCAGCCUUUCCUGUGGAAAGCAUUUGUGAUUAUUUCCUAUAUCCUUUUUAAAGUCUGUCGCUGCACCUCUAUUGGGGCCAUGCCCCACCUGAUAAACAAUGACUCCUCCUUCAGCUCCACCCAAGAGUUUCUGGUCCUACAGGACAGUCCACUGGGACCCAGUCCUGACACCCCCAGCCCGGUGGAGUCACAGGGCUCUGGUUCAGGCUGCUCAUCUGCAGAUGCCCACACUGUGAUCCAAAAGACAGACAAAUUAGGGGCUGAGCUCACAGAGCCACCCCUCGGGAUAAAGUUUGUCCCCACAGACUCUGAGAAUCUUUGUGGAUGGGGAUCAUUGACUCCACAGUUUACUCAGAUCUUCAAUACCCCCCGCUGGGUUCUCUUCUUCCUCUGUGUGGCCUCCUUCCUCCAGGGCAUGAUUAUCAAUGGCUUCAUCAACACCGUCAUCACCUCCAUCGAGAGACGUUUUGACCUCCGCAGCUACCAGGCGGGACUCAUUGCGAGCUCCUAUGACAUUGCUGCUUGUGUUUGUCUGACUUUCGUAAGCUACUUUGGUGGUACUGGCCAUAAACCUCGAUGGCUGGGCUGGGGUGUGCUGAUCAUGGCACUGGGGUCACUGGUCUUUGCCCUCCCCCAUUUCACAACACCACCCUAUCAGGCGAGAGUACCGGAGCGCAUGGGACUGUGCUCAGCCAAUCACACGGAGACAUGUGUAGGUGAAGAAGGAGGGCUCUCAACUUACCGCUAUGUCUUUAUGCUGGGACAGUUUCUACAUGGGGUAGGGGCGACCCCUUUGUACACACUCGGGGUCACCUAUCUUGAUGAAAAUGUCAAGUCAAACUACGCACCUGUAUAUAUUGGGAUCUUCUACACUGCUGCCAUUGUAGGACCUGCGGCUGGAUACUUGUUGGGUGGAUUCUUUCUGAACAUUUACACAGAGAUUGAUCAAACGACAGAGCUGACUCCAGAGAACCCGCUUUGGGUGGGGGCUUGGUGGAUUGGUUUCCUGGCCGGAGGGGCUGCAGCUCUGCUUAUUGCAUUGCCUCUACUGGGUUACCCACGGCAAUUACCAGGCUCUCAGCGAUAUGUGGCCAUGCGUGUCUCAGAAGCCCACCACCUGAAGGAUGGCAGCCAGCUGACCGCGUCUGAUCCUCAGUUUGGAAAAACAGUGAAGGACAUGCCAAGAUCAAUGCUGCUUCUCUUGAGGAACCCUACCUUUAUCUUUUUGUGUCUUGCUGGAGCCACAGAGGCCACGCUCAUAGCUGGGAUGUCUACAUUUGGCCCCAAAUUUCUGGAGUCUCAGUUUAGCCUGAGUGCUUCAGAGGCAGCAACUUGGUUCGGGUAUAUGGUGGUGCCAGCGGGCGGUGGUGGCACCUUCCUGGGUGGCUACAUUGUAAAGAAGCUAAACCUCCGCUGUCGUGGGAUCAUCCGUUUCUGCAUGCUGUGUGCGCUGGUCAGUCUGAUGGCCAUCUUCAUCUUUCUGCUACACUGUCCUAAUGUGCCCAUGGCAGGAGUGACUGCUCCCUACUACAGCAGUUUACCUCAAAACCACUACAAGCCGGGCAGCCUGACCGUGGGCUGUAACGUUGGAUGUCACUGUGUUAAGGAUUUGUUUAACCCUGUGUGUGGUACAGAUGGAGUGAUGUAUUUCUCUCCCUGCCAUGCCGGCUGCAGGUCCAUUAACCACACAUACAGCCCCAGGGGUAGACAGGUGUUCACUGGUUGUAGCUGUAUAGUAGGGAAUGUGUCAUGGGGAGAGGAGGGUUUUGCUGAAGAAGGGAAGUGUGUGUCAUCCUGCAAUCACAUGCCAACCUUCCUCACCUUCUUUUUUGUUGUCAUCUUCUUCACGUUCCUUUGCAGCAUCCCUGCACUCACUGCCACGCUCAGGUGUGUUCCUGACAGUCAAAGAUCAUUUGGACUUGGAAUCCAGUGGAUUGUAGUAAGAACACUAGGGGGGAUCCCUGGACCCAUAGCGUUUGGUUCAGUGAUUGACAUCUCUUGUCUGCUGUGGGAGGAGCAGUGUGGGGAAUAUGGCUCCUGUUACCUGUACCAUAACUCGGCUAUGAGCCAGUACUCACUCAUUGCAGGCAUCAUCUACAAGGUUUUAGGCACUCUAUUCUUCUUGCUGGCCAGCGUACUUUACCAGCCACCACCUGAGUCUCCUCAGAGCAGCUGUGAGAGCACAGAUGUGUGAGGACAUGACCUGCCAAUCAAAGACCUUCCCCCUGAAAUCAUCUCCAACCCACAUGCCAAGUUAUGGCCCCAGACUGCUAAUACACUGACACCUAAACUGAAAAUGUGAGAGUAUACAUUUGUGUGUGUGAAUAAGAUCAAACCAUUAUGGUUCACUGUGCCAAUUUCUUUCCAGCUCUACACUGUUCAGACCCUUCAUGCAGUUAUGUGCCUGUAAUUCUCAUAUACGUUCAUCUCCUCACCAGCCUAAGUGUCUUUUAUUAAAAACAAGAGACAUAGCAUCUUUUAUAGCCUCUCUGUCACAAUGAGUGACCAAAGGUCAGAGUUGAAAUGUCGCAAUGGGACCAAAAGUGCUGCAGGGGUUAUUUGUGAAAGGUGUUUCAAUUCUAGAUUGUUUUAAAUACAAGAUCUAACAAUAAAACAUUUCACAUUUUCACCACAUCAUAUGAGUUAAAAAUGCAUAGCCUACCAAAAAAAAACAAUAUUAAUUUGAGAAAAUACAAUGGGUUUAUAAUGAGAUCAUGUUGUUUAGAUAUAAUAAAAAAAAAAUUUUUUUUAAAAAUGCAAUUUUCUAAGGCAAAAGCCAUAUAGUUGAAUUCAGAAGUUUACAUGCACUUUGUCAUUAAAGUAAUUAAAACCCAUUUUUUUAUCCACUCCACAGAUUUAAUAUUAGCAAACUAUAGUUUUGGCAAGUCAUUUAGGAUAUCUACUUUGUGCCUGACACAUGUAAUUUUUCCAACAAUUGCUUACAGACAAUUGUUUGACUUUUUAUUGACUAUAUCACAAUUCCAGUGGGUCAGACAUUUACAUACACUAAGUUAACUGCUUUUAAUCAAUUUGGAAAAUUCCAGAAAAUUAUGUCAAUUAGCCAAUUAGCUUCUGAUAUGCUAAUUGGUUUCAAUUGGAGGUGUACCUGUGGAUGUAUUUUAAGGCCUAUAUUCAAACUCAGUGCCUCUUUGCUUGACAUCAUGGGAAAAUCUAAAUAAGUCAGCCAAGACCUCAAAUAAUGUGUAGACCUCCACAAGUCAUCCAUGGGAGCAAUUUCCAAAUGCCUGAAGGUACCACGUUCAGCUGUACAAACAAUAGUAUGCAAGUAUAAACACCAUGCCAUCAGGAAGGAGAUGCAUUCUGUCUCCUAGAGAUGAAUGUAGUUUGGUGCGAAAAGAGCAAAUGAAUCCCACACUUUGUGAAGAUGCUGGAGGAAACAGGUAGGCAAGUAUCUAUAUCCACAGUAAAACAAGCCCUAUAGCGGCAUAUCCAGAAAGGACUACAGUUUGCAAGUGCACAUGGGGACAAAGAUCUUUCUUUUUGGAGAAAUUUCUUCUGGUCUGAGGAAACAAAAAUGUUACUGUUUGGACAUAAUGACCAUCGUUAUGUUUGGAGGAAAAAGGGUGAGGCUUGCAAGUCUACUUCACAAAAUAGAUGGCAUCAUGAGGAAGGAAAAUGAUGUGGAUAUAUUGAAGCAACAUCUCAAGACAUCAGCCAGGAAGUUAUAGCUCAUCCCAAAUGGUUCUUCAAAAUGGACAAUGAUCCCAAGCAUACCUCCAAAGUUUGGCAAAAUGGCUUAAGGACAACAAAGUCAAGGUACUGGUGUGGCCAUCCCAAAGCCCUGACCUCAAGCCGUUAAAAGAAAUUGUGGGCAGAACUGAAAAAGCAUGUGCGAGCAAGGAGGCUGACAAACCUGACUCGGUUACACCAGUUCUGUCUGGAGGAAUGGGCCAAAAUUCCAGCAAAUUAUUGUGAGAAGCUUGUGGAAGGCUACCCAAAACAUUUGACCCAAUUUAAACAAUUUAAAGGCAAUGCCACCAAAUACUAACAAAGUGUAUGUAAACCUCUGACCCACUGGGAAUGUGAUGAAAGAAAUAAAAGUUGAAAUAAAUAAUUCUCUCUAUUAUUAUUCUGAUAUUAUACAUUCUUUUUUUUUCUCCCCAAAUUGGAAUGCCCAAUUCCCAAUGCAUUCUAGGUCCUCGUGGUGGCGUAGUGACUCGCCUCAAUCUGGGUGGCGGAGGACAAAUCUCAGUUGCCUCCACAUCUGAGACGUCAAUCCUAUCAUAUGACUUGAGUGCGUUACCAUGGAGAUAUAGCGUGUGUGGAGGCUUCAUGCUAUUCUCCAUGGCAUCCACGCUUAACUCACCACGUGCCCCACUGAGAGCGAGAACCCCUUGUGACUCUACCCUCCCUAACAGCCGGACAAAUUUGGUUGCUUAGGAGACCAGGCUGGAGUCACUCAGCACGCCCUGGAUUCAAACUUGCGACUCCAGGGGUGGUAGUCAGCGUCUUUACUCACUGAGCUACCAAAGCCCUGACAUUUCACAUUCUUAAAAUAAAGUAUUGAUCCUAACUGACCUAAGACAGGAAUAUUUUUUACAAUUAAAUGUCAGGAAUUGUGAAAAAACUGACUAAGGUGUAUAUAAACUUCUGACUUCAACUGUUUAUGAUUAGAAAAAGAGCACUUAUUAUAAAUAUGAUGAACCGAGAUAAAUAAUAUAAAACAGUACAGGUAUUAAACUAUUAAAAAAAAAAAUUAAGAUGGACUCAAAUGUUGCUGAAUUACACCUAAAGAAAAAGAUGAUAAUUGGUUACAAACUGUGCCUUUAAAGAGUUUAGCACCAGUUGGUAUGACUAUAGAUAAAGAGAUUAUAGUUCAAGAAAAUAUUCAUUGUAUACUUUGUCACCAAAUUUGCAAAUCUCUCUAAAUUGAACUUUAAAACAUUCACUUUACUCAUGGAAAUAUACAACAUCUUAACCAUGUACAGCAUUGAACUAUGUGCCAUUAAGUCAAGUUUUGUCCUGUAAUGCCACAUUAGGCAGUUCUAGUCCAGAUUCUGCCAGCAUGUGUCAUUCUUGUAUUUGAUUUCAUACAUUUUGAAAAUCUUUCACAUUUUAUUUUAAAAUGUGCCAAAAUACUGUAGCUCAGGACUGAGAGGCUUUGUGAUGUGAGAUCACAUAGAGAUGCAAAUGAGAGAUGGAGGAGGAGCAAGUUUUCAAAUGAAUCUUUUGUACUUCUAUUGCACGUUGAGUCCGAUAUUGCAUAGAGAAAGAAAGAUACUCUCCAGGAUAGGAUAUUCCUGAAAAGCAUUUCACCUUGAGAUUACACAGAAAAUUAUUCUAAGAGCUAUUCAGCUGCAUUUUUGUGAAACAAAAAAUGUGUUAAGCUAAAUAGGAAUAAUCUCUUUGUGAUUAUUAAUGGAAUAGUUCGCCAAAAAAUGAAGAUUCAUAAACAUAUACAUUUUUCUUUCUUAUUUGGAACACGAUGAUAUAUAUUGAACACAGCUUUUUUUUAUAUAUAUACAUUAAAGUGAAUGGUGACUUGAGUUCUGCCUAACAUCUCUUUUUUUUAUCUUCUGUAGAAAAAAGUAAUAUGGGUAUGAAACAUUCGGGUAAAAGAUGACAGAGUAGUCCCUAAAACAGCAGAGUCUGUUGAGGUUUGCUCUGGUUGAACAUGGCACUACCCUGUUUGAAAUAAGCAGUCGAGCUGCUUGAGUCCAAAUAUGAGAAGCAUAACUGAUAACGGCUUAAUAAACAUAAUUUCCUUUAAUUAUUUAAGUGCUAUUAAAUGCAUCUCACCAAUGAUACUUUAUGUGAAGGUUUUCUAUUUAUUAAAUGCCUUGGUUAUAAUACAUUUUGUCAGAUUGUACCAGCCUGAAUGAGUGUUUAUUAUUUUGCACAUUUUUGAAUUUCCCUAAUGUGAAGGAUUUCUGCUUAAUUUACAUUGAUGGCAUACCAUGAAUGAAAAAGAUGCACUCGAAAAUUGAGGAUUUGCACAGUUAAUUCAAACAUGCAACAAUGAAAGACUAAUGUGAUGCUGAAUGGUAUUUUAAUUUCUGUUGGUUCAUAUAUUGGAUUUUUUACACCAAUGACUGAAAGAAACAUGUCUCCUAAAUUACUUGUUUUGUCCCAAAAAAGGAUUUUGUGAGUUGGCCUGUUAUUGUCUUUAUUGAUAUAUGUUCAUAUGAAUUAAGAUUUCUUGACACUGUUUCUAAUCACAAUGCAAUUAGUUUUGGUACUUUCUUUGUCAAGUAAUUUUUUAUGCAAAUGUUUCAAAUAAAAGUUGUA